Schizophyllum commune H4-8 is the source of this 1556-nucleotide messenger RNA. RefSeq lists its product as uncharacterized. The transcript has 9 exons. NCBI's taxonomy places the organism in Eukaryota, Fungi, Basidiomycota, Agaricomycetes, Agaricales, Schizophyllaceae. Gene Ontology annotation, biological process: transmembrane transport. The record is from RefSeq and is a predicted model, not a curated record. Bases 1 to 1482 code for a protein of 493 amino acids. Gene Ontology annotation, molecular function: transmembrane transporter activity.
AUGGCGCCGAAGACGGAAGCCGAUGGCGCGAGGCCGGAUGCGGACUGGUACUGGCGCGGGAUUAGGCUGAGGAACUAUCGCUCGCCGAUGGUCCAGGUCGCGCUUGUCGGGUUCAUCGCCUUCAUGACCGUCGGCAUGUCGAGUGCGCUGGGUGGCGCGGGAGGUGGUGGUCUACUCAACACGAAGCAGAGCACGAAUGCGAAUGUGGCUGUAUACACCUCAUUUGCUGCCCUUGCGUUCUUCUCGGGUACGAUCUAUAACCGUGUUGGUAUCAGGGUAUGCCUCGCGUUCGGUGGUUUUGGCUAUGCCCUCUUGUCCGCCGCCUACAUGGCGACGGCGCAUCUCGAGGACAAGGCCACGCCCUUCAUCGUAGUCGCUGGCUGCGUUGAAGGUCUAAGCGCAGCCAUGCUCUGGACCGCGCAAGGCGCCGUGACGAUGUCCUACCCCACCGAAGACCAGAAGGGUCGUGCGUUCUCCACCUUCUGGACGAUCUUCCAGAUGGGCGGCGUCAUUGGGUCCAUUAUCCCUAUCGCUGCGAACUGGAACUCCUCAGCGGGCACGCUGAACGACGGGACGUACAUCGCGUUCAUUGUGAUUAUGCUUACAGGAUCGUUCGUCCUGCCGUUCUUCCUGCUGCCGUCCGACAAGGUCGUCCGCUCGGAUGGCACCCGCGUCGUGCUUCCUGAGAUGCCAACAUGGAAGUCGGAGAUCGUCGGGCUCGUGAGCGUGCUCUUCGAGGACAAGUGGAUCAUCACGCUAUUCCCCUUCUUCAUCGCCUCGAACUGGUUUUACACGUACCAGAAGAAUGACUUCAACGUGCCGAACUUCACGUUGCGCACGCGGUCGUUCAAUGGGCUCUUCAGCAACCUGUUCAACAUGGUGGGUGUCUGGGCGAUGGGUUCAGCGCUGGACUACCGGCCGGACAAAUUCUCUCGCAAGCUUCGCGCGCGCAUCGGAAUCAUCGCUCUGCUGACUGUGACCCUCGCGAUCUGGGGUGGCGGCUGGGCCAUGGUCAAAGACUUCAAGCGCGGCGACCAUCCUGUCCCGCUAAUUGAUGUCACCGAGUCGAAGCGCUACGCACCCUACGUGAUCAUGUACAUUUUCUGGGCGAUGUACGACGGGAUCUUCCAAGCGUACGCUUACUGGCUCAUGGGCUCCCUCUCCAACAACUCCCGCCGCCUCUCGCACUACGCCGGCUGGUACAAGUCCCUGCAGUCCGCCGGCGCCGCGAUCGUCUGGCGCCUCGACGGCCUCGAGGUCUCGUACAAGUCGAUGUACCUGAGCACCUGGAUGAUCAUGGUGUUCGCGGUCAUCACGGCGUUCUACGUCGCCUUCUCGCGGGUGCAGGAGCACUGCAACGACGAGCCGCAGACGGCGGCGACACCGUCGGAGGGGUCGGAUAUAGAGGCGGCGAGCACGACGUCGAAGGGAGAGGGGAAGGGGAUGGAGGUGGAGGUGUCCACUUUACCUGCGAAGUCGUAGACCUUUCGCUAUACAUACUGGGUAUUUAUUGCUUUGCUGCCCUGUUAUCUCUGUAACACGACUGUCUGACUCUC